Messenger RNA from Trichobilharzia regenti, 762 nucleotides. The record is from the annotation of a GenBank genome assembly. NCBI's taxonomy places the organism in Eukaryota, Metazoa, Platyhelminthes, Trematoda, Strigeidida, Schistosomatidae.
AUGUCAGACUUAGCAAUAUGCCGAUUUGCUUAUGAUGGAGUAGUAACAUCAGUUGUCAAACUGUUAGAAUCCGAAGCCAAUAAAUCACACGUUGAUCAGGCUGGAAGAAAUCCUCUUCACUGGGCAGCGUGUGGCGGUCACUUGGAAUUGGUGAAAGUUCUUCUAUCCAGAGGAUUUGAUAAAGACUGCAGAGAUCAUUCUAACUGGACUCCUCUAAUGAUUGCUGUAUCUGCAGGUCGAGAAAAUGUCGCCUCCUAUUUAAUAUCCCAUGAGAAUGCUGAUGUCAAUGUUGUGAAUUCAACUGGUCAGUGUUGUCUGCAUUAUUGUGCAUCGAAAAAUCGUUAUCAGUUAGCUAAACAACUACUUGAUUGUGGUGCUAAAGCAGAUGUACACGAUUGGGGUGGGAUCACCCCAUUGCAUCGUGCUAUUGCUACAGAUCACCUUGAGAUAGCAAAACUUCUUCUAGAGUAUACAACUAUCGAAGACGACAGCAAUGUUGGCAAUGAAAUGGGGGAGAGUGAAGAAAAAGACAACAUUGGUCGAAUGUAUUCACCACUGGUUAACUUGACAGAUAAAGAAAAAGCGACACCUUUACAUUAUGCGUGUGAAGAAGGCAGUAUACCAGCUGUUAGCCUAUUGGUGAAUUAUGGCGCCUCGUUUACAUGUAAAAAUAAAGAUGAUAAAACACCGAUCGAUGUUGCACCGGACCAUCUACGCUUGAAUAUUUUAAAACAAUUUAAAGUUAAACCCUGUACACAAUAA